Drosophila novamexicana is the source of this 2351-nucleotide messenger RNA. RefSeq names its product zinc finger protein DZIP1L (gene DZIP1). The record is from RefSeq and is a predicted model, not a curated record. Gene Ontology annotation, biological process: cilium assembly. Gene Ontology annotation, cellular component: ciliary basal body; cytoplasm. The coding region runs from base 99 to 2351 and encodes 750 amino acids. The transcript is spliced from 4 exons. NCBI's taxonomy places the organism in Eukaryota, Metazoa, Arthropoda, Insecta, Diptera, Drosophilidae.
CAGGCACUUGAAGUGAGUCGGCAGCUGCCUGAAAAUACUUGGAAUUGUUUGUGGAGAGGACGACAUAAACAACUUUCGCUUUCAGCGGACCCCAAAAAAUGGGUUACAAGGGCAACUUUCCGCAGAUGAUGCGAGAGGCGGGCUUUAAGCUGCGCCAGUACCGGGACGGGCCUUUGGAUUGGCGACUAAUGGGUUCCUAUGAAACGGAUCGAAUUCUGCGUGAACAGAACUUGGAAGUGGUGGACGAUGCACUGCAGCAUUUAUCCGAGGCACCACUGGGCACAGUGCUGGAGACACGCAUUCUAGACGGCGGCAUAGCCAAGUACUUUGUAAUGUCGCAAUAUGCCAUCCAGUAUCUACUUUGCUGUCGCACCUACCUAGAUGAGAGCGUCGGAGAGCUGCGCGAGGCGCACGAAACGGCCCAACAGGAAAUUGCCAAGCUACGCAAAUCGCUCAGCGAGUCGAACAACGAGGUGGUGCAGCUGCACAAGAGGAUCACCCAAAUCGAGACCAUACGCGAGGUAGUCUUUCCCUGUCACCUGUGCACCAAAAAUUUCAUAAGCAACGAGGCUCUCAAUAUACACAUUGGCCGAAAGCAUCGGGUAGGCACACCCACCACCAGCCUGGCUGGCGGUGUUUCUGCGAAGGACAAGGACAACGACAUGCAGCUAAUAAAUGCCAUAAAAAUGGAACUGGAGAUCAAGCAGCUGAAGGAGCGCCUCAAUGCAGCCGAGCGCAACAUAAAGGAGCGCAGUGGCAGCUCUAAGCUCCUUGCUAGCCCACGUCGGGAUCAGGCAACAGCUACGAUGAGCAUGCGUAAUGUGGGCAUUCAAAGCAAUUUGGCGGACUAUAAGGAAAAGGAUGAGCUCAGCAGUGAGGCGCUGAACUCUGAGGCUGGUGAGCGCAAGGAGCAGCUCCAUGGCCUGGCCGAACGUCUCAGUAACUUUGAGGCGUGGCAGACGCAGCUCAAGCAGAGCAACGAGGAAUUUAUCAGGGACAUUAACCAAAAGCUCACAGACCUAAGCCUGGCAAUGGAGCAGACCAAGCAAGAUGCAGAAGCAAAAGUCACGACUGUAACGCCAGUACCUGCCGAGGAGCGUGUGGCCACCCCUUCCCUGGAGGAUUUGGAGCGCAUACUCACCGAUAAAGUGGCCGAAAUAGGCAAAGUCAGCGCUACUAAGCUGGAGGAGGUGGUGCGGCACCUGGAAAUGGGCUACAAAGAGAAACUUGAAGCACUGGAGCGCGACCUGAAAAGUCUGAGCCAACAGAAGGAGCCCGCCAUUGUAGUGCAGCCACCAGCAAACCCAUCGAAAAUACCCAAGCCCAAACCAUUGCCGAAAAAAGAGGAAAGCAUGGAGCGUAUUAAACGGAAGGUGGAAACGGAGUUUCUCAAAACAAAACGUGAUGAUGACACCUAUUCCAUAGAAGAGCCACCAGUUCAGUCGACGCAGCAGCAGGGGCAGCAGAAGCAGCAUGCGGUGACCCAUGUGCAAGAGCAGCCCAGUGGCAACAGCUCGGGUAGCCAUCCGACCUACACAAAGCCUACAGCUGAGCCUUUUAGAAACGAACCAGAGCCCAAGCCCAGCACUAGCCAGACCGAGACGCAGGAAACCACCGACAUAAGCGAAAGCCUCGCCGAAGAGGAGAGCGUCAGCGAUGAAGGCAGUGAGCUUUUGACUUCCGAGCCGGAAAGAAAAGUGUUCAUGUCGCCAAAAAGCAAAGCUACCCAAAAAGCAAGAGUUCCGCCAAAGCCGCCGAAGCCGUUGACGCGCAAGGAUGCUCGCAAGCUGGUUAACCUCAAGCUAAAUCCGCAUGGAUUUAAUAUGAAAACAAAGGGUUUAUCCAACACAUCGCUGAAGCGUGUCAGCGCCGAGCUAGCACAGCACCGUAAUAGGCUGAAAUUGGACUAUCCUCAUUUCUAUACCACGCGCAAUCGCAUACGCAUAUUCGUGGAAAAGCUUUGCUCCGCCAAGAUGCCAGAGCGUGCUCAGGUUCUGUUGAAAACCAAGACGCCGCUGCAGCCAAUGGAUGUGCCCAAACGUCGAACCGGCUUGCUAGCAACCACAGACGAUGAUGACGAGGAAAAUGAUGCUAGUGAACGGACAUCAGUAUCACAGGAGGAUGAGGAUGUGGAUGAGGCGUCAACUACAAGCUCCAAGCCACAGAGACAAGAGCAACAUUUAAAUUUCAAGGCUCAAUUAGAGCAAAUGCUGGCCAAGCCUGUGGCUCAAGUAAUUGCCAAGCCCAAGCUUGGCCAAACGCAACAAGCAAAACCUAUGCCGCUUCCCCGUAAGCGCGUUAUGUUCAAUACGCUGGGCAGCGGCAAAAGUAUUGAUACCAAUGAAGAAUAA